Sphenostylis stenocarpa is the source of this 486-nucleotide messenger RNA. The record is from the annotation of a GenBank genome assembly. Lineage: Eukaryota; Viridiplantae; Streptophyta; Magnoliopsida; Fabales; Fabaceae.
AUGGCGACAUCCUUGUCAAACAUGUUCUUCAAGGGACUCGCAAAUCGUUCUCUCACCAGACCCUUAAAUGGGUUGUUUUAUUGCACGAGAUACUCAACUAGUGUCUCAAAUGAUUCUGACACGCAUGAUGACUUCAAGCCAGCUAAUAAGCUUGAGGGUUCUGACAUUUCUUUGGCAAACGUUAUUGAGCAGGAUGUCAAGGACAACCCUGUUAUGGUUUACAUGAAAGGUGUGCCUGAUUUGCCACAGUGUGGUUUUAGUUCACUUGCUGUUAGAGUUUUGAAACACUAUGAUGUUCCUAUAAGUGCUAGAAACAUUUUGGAGGAUGCUGAACUAAAAAAUGCUGUAAAGGCCUUCAGUAACUGGCCAACAUUUCCGCAAAUUUUCAUCAAGGGAGAGUUUAUUGGUGGGUCAGAUAUUAUUCUCAAUAUGCACCAGACUGGUGAGUUGAAAGAAAAGCUUAAAGAUGUUACUUCCAAGAAGUAA